Papilio polytes (common Mormon) is the source of this 333-nucleotide messenger RNA. Its product is annotated as probable Ras GTPase-activating protein. The record is from RefSeq and is a predicted model, not a curated record. NCBI's taxonomy places the organism in Eukaryota, Metazoa, Arthropoda, Insecta, Lepidoptera, Papilionidae. The transcript is spliced from 3 exons. Bases 28 to 333 code for a protein of 101 amino acids. Gene Ontology annotation, biological process: regulation of GTPase activity.
GCCACCUUCCGAGAAAGACUGGCGUCAAUGGGACGUGAAGACAUAUCAGACAAUUUAAUUAGCGCUUCCAUCUUCCUGCGGUUCCUUUGUCCGGCCAUACUUUCCCCCAGCCUUUUUGGAAUAACUCAUGAAUACCCGAACGAGCGCGCGGCGCGUAACUUGACGCUGGUGGCGAAGACUCUGCAGACGCUGGCCAACUUCACGCGCUUCCAGGGCAAGGAGGCCUUCAUGGAGUUCCUCAACGACUUCCUCGAGCAGGAGGCGCCCAACAUGAAGGCCUUCCUGAGAGCUAUCUCUGUAAGAUUCAUUCUUAUUUCUCCCAUUUUUCCUUAA